AAACCCAUUGGCCAUCCACCAAGUGACAAUCCAAAAACAAACUAAAUUCAAGAUGUUCAAAUUCGCUGCUAUCUUCUUCGCUGUUGUGGCUAUGGCUGCUGCCAAGCCCGGAAUCGUGGCUCCUCUGGCCGCCGCUCCUCUGGCUUAUACCGCUCCGGCUGUGGUGGGCAGUGCCGCCUACGUGGCUCCCUACGCAUCCAGCUACACCGCCAACACUGUGGCCCACAGCGCCGCGUUCCCUGCCUACACCGCCGCCUAUACUGCUCCUAUUGCUGCUCCUCUGGCUGCUGCUUACACCGCUCCCUACACCCGCUUCGCUGCCCCCUAUGUCGCACCUUACGCCGCUGCCUACACCGCCCCUCUGGCUUACAGCUCGCCCUAUGUGGCCCGUCCCUACGUUGCCGCUGCUGCCGCUCCUCUGCUGCUGAAGAAGUAAAUCAACAUGUGAACACUCUGGAAAAUAUUGCCCCGUGAGCUUGGCUCAUGGUUUGGCUUUUAUUUUCCAUAGACCCCAACUUGUGAUGAAUUAAAACUCUAAGAAUCUACUAAA
Messenger RNA from Drosophila eugracilis, 550 nucleotides. RefSeq names its product vitelline membrane protein Vm26Ab. The record is from RefSeq and is a predicted model, not a curated record. Lineage: Eukaryota; Metazoa; Arthropoda; Insecta; Diptera; Drosophilidae. The transcript has 2 exons. Bases 53 to 436 code for a protein of 127 amino acids.